AUGGAGUUAGAGUCUACAACUAAUGAAAGUUCAAGCGAUUCAUUUAAACUUGGAAAAUGUAUAAGCUUACUAUUAAACUCUAAUAAUUUAGAAUUAUCACCUGAACAAGUAAAGUCAUUGAAUUCAAUCAAUAGUGCAAUCAGAGAAGAACAACAACAGAUUAAAAAUGUAAAUACUAGAAAACAAGAUGAACCAAUCAUUCCAUAUGUAGCAAAUGUACUAUUAUCGAUAAUGGAUUCAUUUAUUAACAAUCUUCAAUAUUCAAUAUCUGCACCAUUCAAUUACUUCAAUGUAGUUAGAUUAUAUCACUAUCUAUUCAAUCAUAAUCAAUCAGUUUUAAUAAACUUUUUAAAACAAUUGGUUAUUGAUAUCAUAUCAUUAACAAAUCAACAACAUCAACAACCAAAUAAUAGUAAUAAUAGUGAAGAGUUAACAACAAAGAAAAAACAAUUAUUGAAUCAAUUGAUAAUGUAUAUUCAUUUAAUAUCAACAUUGAAAUCAAUAUCGAUAGACGAUGAAUCAAAUCAACUUGAUUUGUUUGAAUUACUAGAAUCAUUAUUAUCUUUAAUGGAUACACAGACAUCAGAACAACAACAACAACCAACAAGAUUAGCAGUUGAAGCAUCCGAUUUAAAUAUAACAUUUUUAAUAAUGAUUGUGCAACAAUUGAAUAAGAAUCAACACCCAACACAAACAAUAUCAUUGGUUAUCAAUAGAAUGAUAGAUAUUAUCAAUAGACAUUUGAAUACGUUGUCUAGAUGGCAUCAAGCUAAACCAAUGUUCAGUUUUUCAAUUGGAUUAAUACUUUCAUUCAACAAACAAUUGGUGAUAAAUGAUCAGGCGAGUGUCGAGCGAUUCAUCCAUUGGUAUCAAAGAGUAUUACCUUUGCUUUAUUAUCAAAUGACGAAUUCAGUAUCACUAAAAGAGAGUAUACUAAAACAAAAUAUCGAUACACUUUUGAAGAUAUCAAUUGAAAGUGAUGAAUCAUCUCAAAUGGAUAUGAACGAUGACCAGACACAUGGACAACACCAACAACAACAAUAUACAACCAUCGAUUUAGAUAUAAUUGAUCGUUGUUGUAUAUCGAUAUUUAUUGUGAUUGGAAGUGUAAAUGAAACAAGACAAAAUCAAAUGGUACAUUCAAACAUGAAUGAAUUGACUGAUAUAUCUUCAUUUUUAAUUCAAUUUCCAGAAAGUAAUAUACAGUUUUAUUGUACUAAACUAUUAGAGUUGGUAUUCUCUUUGAAAUUGUCAAUCAACGUUGACAAUACUUCGAAUGGAAAUGAUUUAAUAUCAACUAUCUUAUUGACAUUGGAGAGCCAACAAGAUGAAGGAGAACAGGUCGAUAUUUCAUUGCCCAAACCAAUCAUUCAUUUCAUAGCGAUGACUGUUAUCAAACAUCAAGAUAAACUAUUACCUGUUAUACUCGAUAAAAUGGAAUUAUUAUUAAUCAAUAAUCAGCGGCAGCAACAACAACAACAACUAUUCAAUAAUUAUAUUCAACUAUUUUAUGAAAUAAUAGAGAUUAACAAGUCGAUAUUACAAGUCAAUAACACUAGUAUUACUUUUAUAGUAAGAUUAACUAAAAUAAUAUUGAAUAAUCAACGAUCAAAUUCAAUCGACUUGUUUAAAUAUAUAGAUAAUAGUAUUUCAUUACCAAUCACAAUUGAUUAUAUAAGUAAAGAUAUAGAGAAUAAUACAACAACUACCUUUUAUAAUGAUACAUUACUAGCAAUAUUACAAUCAAAUCAUAGUAAUAUUUCCUUCAAUAUAUUAUUGGAUAUUUUAUUAAAUACAAAGAUUUUAACGAGUGACAUUAUGGAUUAUAAUGGACAAUUCCAAUCUAUCACACCAGAUAGUUUAUUGACAUUUGACAAUUCUAAUGAAAAUAAUAUAAAUACAACAACUGUAGAUAAUAAUAAUAAUAAUAAUAAUAAUAGUAAUAUAGGUAUAAAUACAAAAGUAAUAGAUAGAAUCAUUAAUAUAAUACCAGAUAAAUUAAAUAGCAGUCUAUCUGAAGUUGGUUAUUGGAGAGAAUUGGUCAAUAGUUUAUUGGUUAAAUGGUGGUCAUUUCCGAAGGAUUUAGUGAUUUCAAAACUAUAUCAAAAGCUACUGCUUCAUAUUCCAACUUUUAUAAUAGUAGAUAUAGUAUUAGUAAACAUUGGUGAUAAGUUACAAGUUCAACUAGUAGAUUUAAAUAAUAGAACAGAAUAUGAAGAUGAUUUAGUAUUUCAACUUUUAUCUCCAUUAUUAGUAUUGAAAAUGACAUUGAAAGAGUUAAACAAUAGAAAUAACAACGGCACAGAUAAAGAUAGUAGAUUGGUAAUAAUGGAUCAAUUAUAUCAAAUGUGUUUGGUGAGAGUAAUGAGUAAUAAUCCAUCGAUGAUUAUUGAAACCAAGAGAGUUGCAUCAGAAUCGAUCAGUUAUAUUCCAUGUAAACACUGGUUCAGCUCUGUAGUAGCUAUCUUGGGUAGAUUAGUACAAACCAACGAUAUUAAAAGUGAUCUAUUGUUCUCCAAACAACUGUUGUUCUCCCUAUGCAAUGGAUUCCUCGUACAGCCGAAUGAUAUGCUCUUUGUUGCCACAUCGACCAAACUUCUCCAACCUUUGAUGAAGAUCAUCUGGUGUAUCAUUAGUUCAACGUUGGCCACAGAUAUUGAAAUGAAAAAGUUACAGAUGGGUGCAGCCGAUUGUCUAGCUUUCAUUAUCAAAGCAACUUUAGAAAAUCAACAAACAUCACAAAUUAUUAGUGUGGAGUCAAUUCGAUCUCACAAGUUACAGCUAAAUCAACUAACGGAUAUAACAAUUAUUCAAAUCCUCUAUAGUAUUGUUGUAAAGUUGGAUAGCAUAAGUGAUUUGGUUCCUCAUACCGAUGACUUGUAUGAUCUAAUGUUAGAAUCUAUUAAACAACAAAAUUAUAAUGACAAGUUAUGUUUGGCUGGUUUAAGAUUGUUAGGUGCUAUCAUUAAAUGUGCUCCUGAACUUAUAUUCACAAUACAAGACCGUUUAACAGAAAUUGUUUUACUCCUUAGUAAUACAGCCAAUGUAAAUCAACCUCAACCGCAACAACAACAACAACAAGAAUCAUCAAUUUACGAUAUUGCUUAA
This is a messenger RNA of Heterostelium album PN500, 3108 nucleotides long. RefSeq lists its product as uncharacterized. The record is from RefSeq and is a predicted model, not a curated record. The transcript has 7 exons. Bases 1 to 3108 code for a protein of 1035 amino acids. Lineage: Eukaryota; Evosea; Eumycetozoa; Acytosteliales; Acytosteliaceae.